Molecule: messenger RNA, 3295 nt
Organism: Diorhabda carinulata
Lineage: Eukaryota; Metazoa; Arthropoda; Insecta; Coleoptera; Chrysomelidae
Gene: Sec61beta
Product: protein transport protein Sec61 subunit beta
Exons: 3
Coding region: 211-504 (97 amino acids)
Biological process (GO): intracellular protein transport
Cellular component (GO): Sec61 translocon complex
Source: RefSeq, a predicted model, not a curated record
UAGCCCAAAUAGAGGUGACGUUGCUUAUGACAUUUAUUAACUGGGUGCCUACGUGUACCGUGCUUUUUAAGUCGUGUCAAUCUCAUUUGUAGAAGUGGUAUAUAGUGUGAAAGUUAGAAGUUGCGAUUCUGUUGAACACUGCUUUUUGUUUUGCUCAUUCCAACGGUGUAUACUAAACUUUCAUUGUUCUCUUUCUAAAUUAUUCACAAGAUGCCUGCUUCUCCAAGUGCUACCAAUGUGGGAUCUGGAGGAAGAUCUCCAUCAAAAGCUGUAGCUCCUAGGUCUUCUGCAGGAAGUAGUGUGAGGCAAAGGAAAACUACAACCACAACGACCACAGCAAGAAGAAACACAGGUGCUGGUACUGGUGGUAUGUGGCGUUUUUAUACAGAUGAUUCUCCUGGUAUUAAAGUGGGCCCAGUUCCAGUUUUAGUAAUGUCUUUGUUAUUCAUUGCUUCAGUAUUUAUGUUACACAUCUGGGGAAAAUACAGCAGAAGCAGUUCAUAGAUGAUAAAUACUCAUCAUCAUUCCAUCUUCCACCUAUUUAAUGCAUUUUUUGAAUUGUACAUUUUAUAUUGUUAUAAGUAUAAAAGUCUUUUUGAUUUAUAUAUUUUGUAAAUUUAAUGAAAACUACAGACUUUGUAAAAUUUUAUUAUGAAACAUUUACAUACUUUUGUGUAGUUGUUACAUUUUGUAUUUAUUAUAGAAUUACACAUUAUUAUUUUCUGUUAUUUCUGGAAAAUUGAAAUAGAGCAAAAAAUGCAUUCAUACAAAAUUAAUUUACAACAAUGUACAUUCUGUUGUUUUUUCAUAAACAUAUAGAAUUAGGGUAUAUAAUAAAUAAGAUUUAUAUUUAAUAAAGGAUAUAUAUUUUAUUAUUCAAAAGUUUGUUUUCUAAGAUACAAAAUUGUGCAUUAAAGAAAACAGAUGUACUCAAAUGUUGCCUUUAUGAUUUUAAUCGCUCCAGUUUCUUCAAAAAUUUGAUACUGUAUUUGGAUCACACCAAAAUUGAGAUACAACUUAUCAAUGGUCUUCUUACAGAGAGCUAGUUCUAUAAUGAUUUGUCAUUGUAAGGUCGCUAAAGUGUCUUUUUUAUUUUAGGUUCUUAAAUGUCCCUUUUUUUGCAAAUUGGACCCCAAGUGAAUUUUGUAUCAAAGAUUGUAUGAUUUUAUUAUAUAUAUUUACCACAAUGCCGCAUACUUUUAAUUUGAGGAUCGUGCUGAGAACCACUUUUUUUUCAUUUAUUUAUGAUUGCCAGAUGGAAUUAAACAUAAAUUGUAUGAUUGGAAGUCCUCAUUUACUCAUCGUGUCAUUACAAAUAUAUGUGUUAGUAAACUUUUAACUAACACUUCUCUUGACCUCAAUUCCCAAGAUAAUGUGUGGAUAUCUUUAAUAGGGGUUGUAUAUACCAGUAUUAGACAGUUUCAAUCUGAAGCAGAAAUAAAGUCCACCGUCAUUGAAACCUGGGACUUGAUACUGCCCUCAGUAAUUGGUAAAUGAUAUUCCAAAUUAUACCCAAACUUUGUGAAUAUAUUGACUAUUAACGGUAUUUCUAUGGGACACUUUUCCUCUAUUUUUUGACACAUUCAAUUUUUUUCUGUCCACAUAGCAGGAAGUGAGUUAUUCCUUUUUCAUAAGUUUUUUGUACAGACUUUCUUAACAGGUUUGUUUCCCGAUUUGUUUUAUUUCCAGUUAUGACACACAAUCAAAGUGGUGAUUUUCCAAAAACACUUUAUAAUAAGGUAUGUGGAGUUAUAUAUCAAAAGAAGAGCAUUUUGAACUGAGUGAAAUGACAUCACUCCUAUCUUUAUAUAUAUGGUGAUUCCAAAUUGUCUGUUACGUUUUUUUGGUGGAAUUUGGGAACUUCAUGGCCAAAAUUUUUAAACCGUUUCGAGAUAUUUGAAAAAAAAAAUUUUCUCUAUCUCUAUGAGGACAACCUUCAUACCAAAUUUCGUUACAUUCUGGGGGGGUCGAGUUUAUACCCCGUGUUGAUUUGAUAUGGAGUGACCAUUGUAUUAACUCAAAUUUCAUGAAUAGUUUCUACAUCUUUUUAUUUUAAUUUGAAAAAAUAUAUAAAUUCACUCUAAGCAUACAUUUUUUUGAUUGCCUCACUGUAAUAUUGUUCAAUGGCUUUUCUCUUUAAUUUCAAAGUGGCUGUCACUAAUCCACUAUCUGGUGUCCAAACUUCUUUUACUAAUGUGAUCCUUUCUGGUAUUUCGAAUUUUUCUAGCAUCACUAAAAUCCGUAAUUGUUAAUGUUAAUUAAUAUAAAUUCAAUUAUAAGGAAAAAAAAUUAUCAAUCAAACAUAUUUACUGAUGAAUUAUAUAGAAUUAAAAAAAUGUAUAAUCAUUAGAUUGGUACAAAAAAAUGACUAUUUUUUAACGAUACUGUGAGAAUAUCAUUCAUAAUGAUAAAAAACAUUAUUAUUAAACUUUGAGUUGUUAAUAAAAAUAUUUAGGGGUGUAUCGUUACGACUAUUGAUUUGUCAACAGUAAUUGCAUUUUUUACUCAAAACUCUUCAAUCUUUUUUUGGCCCAGUCUAAUAAUCAUUAUUCAUUAUUGAAAAUUUCAACAAUUUGCGUUGUACAAAAGUGUGAAAAGUUGUCAAUGGCGUAAAUCAAAUUUGGCGCUUCCUAUAAAAUUGACACUGAUUCUCAUGUGGCGCCACCCUUAUUUAACACAUUCAAUGAACACUGUCUAUAUAUAAAAAUUGUAGUCAAUUUCCACCGGUAGCAUAAGAGUCAAAUAUAUAUCCACGAUUAAAAUAAUAUUCAGUGAAUAAACCAUAGUAACGGGUGGCGCAAAAAGAACGCAUGAAUUUGAGUUGAGUAGUGUGACUAGGAGGAGGGGUGGGGGCGGGUUGUUUUGUAGGUUAGGGCGUCCAGUUUUAGUAGCAAUAGCGCAGUGAACCGUGGAGCAUCGCGUUUUCGUUGUUGAAUAUUUCUUCAAAAGUAAUGAAUCUGUUAUUAAUGUUCAACGGCUUUUCGUUGGGUUGCCUCUUUUCGCACAACUGGAUCAGUUACGAAGGAAAAGUCGUCUGGUCGUGCUUGCACGGCGCGAACUCCACAAAAUGUCGACAUAGUUAGGGCGUCAGUUCGCCGCUCCACUAGGGUCCAAUGGACAAAGUCAUAAAUUGGAUAAUCUAAAUAUUUUAUUUAUCAGUGAAUCUAAAUGUUCUUGAUUUUAGGUCUCUUAUGUUUUAAAAUUAGUUUUUUUUGAUAACUUUUAAAAGAAAGAUAAUUUUAUUCAUGUGAGUCCAUUUUGUAUGUAAUCAAAAUAAAGCAAAUUAGUAUAUAAA